Bradysia coprophila is the source of this 900-nucleotide messenger RNA. RefSeq names its product transmembrane protein 256-like. Gene Ontology annotation, biological process: glutathione metabolic process. Lineage: Eukaryota; Metazoa; Arthropoda; Insecta; Diptera; Sciaridae. Gene Ontology annotation, molecular function: glutathione transferase activity. The record is from RefSeq and is a predicted model, not a curated record. Gene Ontology annotation, cellular component: membrane.
UAAACGGAGAGGUAAACGGACUGUGCUUUAUUGAUGACAGCAUACGUAAUUCUCUGUAUUCCUCGUCUGAGUGUCGCGAUCAUUUGUGACAAUAUUUGCCAUUAAUAAAUCGAUCGUUUAACACAAAAUGAAUCAGUUAAAUAGCGCAAAGCCAAUCCUCUAUUAUGAUGACAUUAGUCCUGUUGUCCGGAGUGUUCUGAUGCUGAUCGAUGUGUUAAAAAUUGAUGUGGAUCUCAAGUAUAUCGACUUAUUUAAAGGCGAACAUCGAUCCGAUGAAUUUUUUCAGAUAUCGCCCAACAGAACUGUACCGGCACUGAAGCACAACAAUUUUGUGAUCACGGACAGUCAUGCAAUUUUGAUUUAUUUGGUGGAAGAAUUCGGCCAAUCAGAUUCAUUGUAUUCUUCCGAUAAGAUGACCAGAAUCAAAAUCUUAGACCUAUUGUUUUUCAACGGAACGAAUUUAUUCCGAAAAGAUUCCGAUCUGAUGACUGAAAUAAUAGCCAAAACACUGACUGACAUGACACGGCACUCGACAAAAGUUCUUGAAUGUUAUGGAUCGUUGGAAACAUUCCUUACUAACUCUAGUUUUGUAGCUGGAAAUGAUAUGUCCAUCGCUGACAUUGCAAUCGUAGCUACACUCAGUACAUUAAAUUUGGUUCUUCCAGUGGAUGGUGUAACAUUUCCGUUGUUGAAAAAAUGGUUUGAAGAGAUGAAAAAAUUCCCAUUCUAUGCAGCUGGAAAUGUUCCAGGUCUUCAGAAGUUAAGAGACAUUGUACAACAUCGAUCAGAUCUACCAAUUGGUUUGGUUGAUUGAAAGUAUGUUACCGAAGCGGAAGAAGACUAUUUUUGUAUAAUUAUGUUUCAUAGAGACAGAAUAGAGUUAAUUUCAGUAAAUAUCAA